Messenger RNA from Rotaria sp. Silwood2, 5106 nucleotides. Lineage: Eukaryota; Metazoa; Rotifera; Eurotatoria; Philodinida; Philodinidae. The record is from the annotation of a GenBank genome assembly.
AUGCGUGAAGGUGAUGACUCAGUUCAAAUUGUUGCAACACGUGUAAAACUUCUUCGAUCACUUCGUCUGGCUCUUCAAUGUUCAUCUGAAUUAAGUUUAAUUGUAUUUAAUCUUUGGCAAGAAUUUAUUCGUCAUUUAAGUACUAAUGUUGAUAUACUUUCAUCAAUGAUAUUACAAUUAAUUGCAUCAUUAUUACCAUAUCAUGAAAUAAAUAAUGAACAUUUUCAAGAAUUAAUUCUUCUUAUGUUAAAUAAUAUUUCUAAUAGUCAAAUAGCUUUAAUAACAGAUGAUUUAUUACUUAUUCCACAAAUAAAUCAAAUGAAAAACAUUAAAAUAAAGUUAAAUAAAUGUAAAAAACAACAUUCAGAAAUGAAUGAUAAUCAAUCAAACAUAAACAAUGAUGAACGUACAUUAUUAGAAAAUAAAUUUCAACGUCUUAUAACACUUUUAAAUUUUGAUAUGAUGGAUAUACGAUUACAUGCAUUAAAUAGUUUAGAAAAUUUAUUAAAAACAAAUCGUCCAUAUUUAUUACAAAUGUGUUUAUCACGUGAUACAGUUUCAUCAAUAAUAACUCGUCUUAUAUUAACAUUACUUGAACGUUCAAAUGAUACAAAUCAAAAUAUACGUUUUAUUGCUAUAAAUUGUCUUGGUGAAAUAGGUGCUAUUGAUCCUGGACGAAUAGAAUUUCGUAAAUUAUAUUCAUCCAUUGCAACAUCAACAUCAUUAAUUAAUCGUUUAUUAUCGAAUUCAAAUUCUGAAAUAAAUACUGAUGAUUUAAAACGUUGUUAUUUUAAUUUAUAUUCACAAGAAUUUGCAUUAGAAUUAUUUGCUGAAUUAACACGAGCUUUUCUUGCUGCUGAUCAAGUACGACAACAAGAUACAAUAUCAUAUGCAAUACAAGAAUGUUUAAAAUUUUAUAAUUUAAAUUUAUCAGAUGAUAAUGAAAAAAUUCAAAUAAAUAAACAAUUAUGGACAAAAUUAAAUCAAGAACAACAAGAUUUAUUUAAACCUUUACGUACAUCAAAAUAUGUUUUAACUGAUGAAACAAAUUUAAAAACAAAUAAAUCACAAGAAGCUAUUUUAAAACAAAUAACCAUAAAAACAUAUGAACAAUGGUUAACACAAUUUGUACCUUAUUUAAUUCAACAUUUACCAAAUAAUAAUUAUUAUCAUUUAUUUCAUUCUUGUUUAUUUGCUGUUAGAUUUAAUAGUUCUAUUGGCUCAUUUUUAUUACCCUAUGUAAUUCUUCAUUUAAUUGGUGAAAAUCUUGGUCAAGAUGUAUUAGAUAAAGAAAUCAAAGCAUUAGUUUCUUACACAAAUCAAUAUGAUGCAAACGAAAUAAAUCCAUCUUCUGAUGUUCUUCAUCAAAUCGGUCAAAUCAUAUUUACUUUAAUCGAUUUUCUUCUUUUAUUUUCCUCCUUAAAUACUACCGAUCCAAAUGAACACGCUAAACAAUCAGAUCAACGUAAACGUCAACCACCACAACAGCAACAACAAUCAAAUCAAGAUCCAUUAAAUAUUAAAGAUGGCACAUGGAAUAAUUUAGGUAUAACACGAAUACGUAAUUAUAUUCGUUUAUUACAUACUGAUCUAUCUCUUGCUCGUAUUGCAUUUAAAUAUGAUCAUUAUACACGUGCAUAUCGUCAUUUUGAAAUGUAUUCAUCAAUUGAACAACAAAUAAAUGUUUCUCAUAAUAGUGAAUUUCUUUUAAAAUUAUUUCAUCGUUUAAAUGAUCAAGAUUCAGCUUAUGGUAUUAUUGCUAUACGUAAUAUGACACCAAAACAAUUAGAUAAUCCUCGAACAGAUAUUUAUGAAGAAAUUUUAUCAUAUGAAUUAACUGGACAAAUUGAUGAAGCUAUUGUUGCAUAUGAAAAUGUUUUAGAAAUGAAUGAAUUAAAUCAAACAAAUAUACAUUUAUAUUUAGGUUAUUUAAAUAAUUUAUUAACUCAACAACAAUUUCAACAUACAAUUGAUCAAUCAACUGGUAUUAUUGUUCAAUAUCCAACAUGGAUUAAUAUGUUAAAUCCAUUACGUAUUGAAGCAGCAUGGAAAUUAUCAAAAUGGAAUUUAUUAGAAAAAUUUUGUUCAUAUGAAAAUGAAAAUUUACAUUUAAAUCAUAAUGAACAAAUAAAUGAAAGUUCAAAAAUGAAUAUUUUACAUGAUUUACAUGUUUCAAAACAAUUUGAAGAAUAUGUUGGAAAAAUUUUAUGUCAAGCAAAAAAACAAAAUCGUGAAGAAUUUUAUUCAGAAUUUCGUUUAGCAUUAAAUUCUUUAAUGGGACCUAUAUCAGCAGCUAGUAUGGAAGUUGGAUCAUAUCAACGUGCAUAUGAUUAUUUAGCUAAAUUACAUUUACUUAAAGAUCUUGAAUAUUAUGUUUUAAAAAAUAUUUUUCAUGAUGAUCAUUCUAUUAUGAUUAUUGAUAAUGAUAAUAUUGAUGAUAUAUGGUCACAAAGACAUGCAUUAUUACCACCAAAUAGUAAAUAUAUUGAACCAUCAUUAGCAUUAAGACGAACACUUUUAUUAUUGGAUGAUAUUAAUCAUACGAAACAACAUGCUUUAGAAAUUGGUGAAUGUUGGUUACAUAGUGCACGUAUAGCACGUGCACAAAAUAAUUCUUUAGCAGCUAUUGGUUCAUUGAUGAAAGCUAAUCAAUCACAUCCAAUUGAAGUAGUGAUUGAACGUGCACAGUGGAUGUGGGAUAAAGGAGAAAAAGAUCGAGCUAUUAUGAGUUUAAAACAAAAGAAAAUUGAAUUAUUAGAUUCAAGAACAAUAAAUGAUGGAAAUCAUAAUGAAAAUAGAUUACAAGUUUCAGCUGAUUUGAAAGCACAAGUAUGGUUAUUAUUAGCUCGUUAUAGUGAACAAAAUUCUCCUCAUGAAGCCGUUUUUGAAAUGUAUAAACAAGCUCAAGAAGCAGCUCCACAUUGGGAAGAAACACAUUUUUAUUUAGCACAAUUUUAUGAUACAUUACUUUCAUCAUGUAUUGAAUCUGAUCCAACAUCAUCAAAUUCUACUGCAACAACAACAACAAAUAAUUUUCUAUCAUCUAAUGGACUUUCAUUAGAAAAUAAAUUACGUAUGAUGGAAUAUAUUCGUUUAGCUGUUAAUACAUAUUGUCGUUCAUUAAAAUAUGGUUGUGAAUUUAUUUAUCAAUCAUUAACACGUUUAUUAACAAUAUGGCUUGAUUUUGCAUCUGAUCUUGUACCAUUUAUUAAACCAGUACCAACAACAACAUCACGUAAACAACAACCAUCAACAAUUGCAACAGCUAAUUUACCUGAUGCAGCACAAAUAAGACAAUAUGGACAAGCAAAAUUAACUGAAAUAACACGAGAAGUAUCAUCAUGGACAACACGUAUACCACCAUAUUUAUUUCUUGCUGCUUUUCCUUAUAUGGUCUCACGUAUAUGUCAUAGUGAAGAUAUGACAUCGAAAGCUUUAAAUUCAAUAAUAACACAAGUAUUUGCUGCUUUUCCUCAGCAAACAUUAUGGAUGAUGAUUAAUUUAUAUGGUUCAUCAAAUAGUAUGCGACGUGAUCGUUGUAUUGCUAUUUGGAAUGAAGCUUCGAAUAUUGAACCUGGUCUACAUGAUUUUGUUGUUGAAGCAACAAUACUUAUUAAACAACUUGAUACAUUAUGUAUGCAUGCUGUUACAUAUGGACAAAAUAAAAUAAGUUUAUCAACACAAUUUAAAUCAUUUAAACGUUCAUAUGCUAAUCAAUCAGCAUGUCCUAUUCUUAUACCAAUUCAAUCACAAAUGCAAGUUUGUUUACCACCACCACCAGUAAGAUUUUCUCUAUCGACAACAUUAGCCCAUGUGCAACAACAACAACAACAAAUAAACAAUGUUGAUCUUCCAUCAGAAACAACAGUAAAAUUAACAGCUAUGGCAAAUAAACAAGGUCCAUUAGGACGAACAACAACAAGAAAAACCGCACAAGCAGGAUCAAUAACAACUGCAACAAAUAAAAUACCACAAAAAACUUAUUAUGAUGCACGACAUCAACCAUUUCCGGAUGCUGUUGUUACGAUUCAUAGUUUCGAAGAUAACAUAGAUGUAUUAUCAUCAUUACAACGACCAAAAAAAAUUGUCAUACGUGGUAGUGAUGGACAAUUAUAUCCAUUUUUAUGUAAAUCUCAAGAUGAUCUUCGUGUUGAUUCACGUUGUUUAGAUUUUUGUCAUUUAUUUAAUAAAUGUUUAAAAAAAAAUAGUGAAACACGUCGUCGUCAAUUAAAUAUUCGUACAUACGCUGUUUAUCCAAUAAAUGAACGUUGUGGAUUAAUUGAAUGGUUACCUAAUUUAUGUACAUUUCGUUCAUUAGUAACAAAAUUUUAUCGGCAACGUAGUUCAAAUUUUUCUGAAGUAUCCAAUCGAGAAAUAAAAGUUUAUGGAAAUAGUAAAGAUAAAACAAAAGAAACUCGUUAUAAUGAUUUUCUUAAACUAAUGGCUUUUCAUCAACCAGCUGUAUUUCAUCAAUAUUUUUUUGCUGCUUAUCCUGAUCCGAAUCGUUGGUAUAUAAGUCGAAUGAAUUUUGUUCGUUCAACAGCUGUUAUGUCAAUGAUUGGUUAUAUAAUGGGUUUAGGUGAUCGACAUUGUGAAAAUAUUCUUCUUGAUACAUGUACAGGUGAAACAGUUCAUGUUGAUUUUAAUUGUUUAUUUAAUAAAGGAUUAACAUUUGAAAUUCCAGAAAAAGUUCCAUUUCGUUUAACACAUAAUAUUGUUGAUGGUAUGGGUACAUUAGGUGUUGAAGGUGUAUUUCGUAAAACAUGUGAAAUUAUUUUACAUUUAAUACGUGAUGAACGUGAAUUACUCGUAUCAGUUUUGAAGACAUUUAUUUAUGAUCCAUUAGUAGAAUGGAAAUCAGCAACAAAAGAAGAAGUUGCUAAUAUGAAAAAACAACAAAUUGAAGGUGAAGUUGUUAAUAUGAAGGCUCAAACACAUGUGAGAAAUAUAUUAGAACGUGUACGAGGUUAUUGUACAGAUGAAUUAACAGGUAAACGUGUUGUAUUACCACUAUCGGUUGAAGGACAAGUUGAUCAUUUAAUACAACAAGCAACAAGUAAUGAAUUAUUAUGUCAGAUGUUCAUCGGUUGGGCGGCUUAUUUAUGA